Messenger RNA from Chinchilla lanigera (long-tailed chinchilla), 6445 nucleotides. Its product is annotated as zinc finger protein 208-like. Gene Ontology annotation, molecular function: DNA-binding transcription repressor activity, RNA polymerase II-specific. Gene Ontology annotation, biological process: negative regulation of transcription by RNA polymerase II. The transcript has 15 exons. The record is from RefSeq and is a predicted model, not a curated record. Lineage: Eukaryota; Metazoa; Chordata; Mammalia; Rodentia; Chinchillidae.
UCCUACUGCGCCGCUUUUUGGCUCCUUGCUGUGCCCUGCGCGGUUCUGUUUCCAACUGAGAGGCUGGCGCCGGUGGGCCCUGCCCUCGGUGGGAGGCUCUGUGGCUAAGCAAGUAUCCGGGUUUGGAAAGUCCGGACCCAGUUAGGCCCCGCUAAUGGUUGCUUCGGACACGACGAACGUGGCCGCGUCUCUGUGCCGAGUCCUGAGGUUGGAAGAGUGGAGGCGGCGGACCUGCGAGCGACUCAGGCGGCACCCUGUCGGUCCUGGUGGCCCGCAGCGAUGGCUGUCAGUUUCCGGACAGCUUCGUGCUGGAAUCAAACUCCAGACUGCACUUGUCAGGGAUUAUUGUCAUUCAAGGAUGUGUGCAUGGAGUUUUCCUGGGAAGAGUGGCAGCUGCUGGACUUAGCACAGAGGCAUCUGUACAGAGAGGUGACCCUGGAAAACUACAGCAACCUCUUAUCAGUGGGGUAUCAUGGUACUAAACCUGAUUUAAUCUUCAAGAUGGAGCAAGGAGAAGAGCCAUGGAUAAUAAAUGCCAAAAUGUCUACUCCAAGCUGUGCAGGUUGGGAAGAAUGGUACCAGAAAAAUCAAGAUGAACUUGAAAGUGUUGAGAGAAGCUAUGCAUGCAAUGUGCUCGGGAAACUUCAUCUAAGCAAAACCCAUGUUUCUUCAGGACAGAGGCUCUAUAAGUAUAAUACACAUGGGCGAAGUUUGAUGAAAAACUCAGGUUUAAGCAGAAGUUAUAUAAGAAAGAAUCCUGAUAAAUUUCGUGGUUACGAGGAAUCAUAUUUUCUUAAACAUCAAAGAGUUCAUCACAUAGAGAAAAGCUGUGUGUGUAAUGAAUGUGGGAAAGCUUUCCGUUGUAAGUCACAGCUCAUCGUCCAUCUCCGAAUCCAUACUGGGGAGAGGCCUUAUGAAUGCACUAAAUGUGAGAGAGCCUUCAGUGCCAAGUCUAACCUCAAUGCCCACCAGAGAGUUCACACAGGGGAGAAGCCCUACUCAUGCAGUGAGUGUGGGAAAGUCUUCUCUUUCAGGUCACAGCUCAUUGUCCACCAGGAAGUCCACAAUGGAGGGAAACCCUAUGGGUGCAGUGAGUGCGGCAAGGCCUACAGUUGGAAGUCUCAGCUCAUCUUACACCAGAGAAGUCACACAGGAGUGAAGCCCUAUGAAUGUGGUGAAUGUGGGAAAGCCUUUAGCUUGAAGUCCCCAUUUGUUGUACACCAGAGAACUCACACUGGAGUGAAACCACAUAAGUGCAAUGAGUGUGGGAAGUCCUUUAGAAGCAAGUCCUAUCUCCUGGUUCAUGUCCGAAUGCACACAGGAGAGAAGCCCUACCAGUGUGGGGACUGUGGGAAAGCCUUCAACAUGAAGACACAGCUUGUGGUGCAUCAGGGUGUCCACACAGGAAACAACCCUUAUCAAUGCAGUGAGUGUGGGAAAGCCUUUGGGAGGAAGGAACAGCUUACUGCUCACCUUAGAGCUCAUGCAGGAGAGAAGCCCUAUGGGUGCAGUGAGUGUGGGAAGGCCUUCAGCAGUAAGUCCUACCUCGUUAUUCACCGGAGGACGCACACUGGGGAGAGGCCCUAUGAGUGCAGCUUGUGUGAACGAGCCUUCUGUGGGAAGUCACAGCUUAUCAUCCAUCAGAGAACCCACUCAACAGAAAAGCCCUAUGAGUGCAGUGAGUGUGAAAAGGCCUAUCCAAGAAAGGCAUCCCUUCAGAUUCACCAGAAAACCCACUCAGGAGAGAAACCUUUCAAAUGCAGUGAGUGUGGAAAAGCCUUCACUCAGAAGUCCUCCCUCAGUGAACACCAGAGGGUGCACACAGGAGAGAAGCCGUGGAAGUGCUUUGAGUGCGGGAAGUCCUUCUGCUGGAACUCAGGGCUUCGCAUCCAUAGGAAAACACACAAGAGCGACAUGCAAGUGGUGAAAUCCCAUUCUGAGGUCUACUUUAUCAUCGCCAUUUUAGCAAAUAAAGAAAUAGAGGCUCUGAAGGGGUCAUUCUCAUUUGAAGAUUUGUCUGUGGACUUUACCCAGAAGGAAUGGCAGCUCCUGGAGCCACACCAGAAGAACUUAUACAGGGAUGUCAUGUUGGAGAAUUACAGCAGCCUCGUGUCACUGGGGUAUACAGUCAUGAAACCAGAUCUCAUCUUCAAGUUGGAGCAAGGAGAAGAACCAUGGGUAGGAGAUGAAGUUCAACACGCAGACUGUUCAGAGGUCUGGCAAGUAGAUGAUCACAUGACGUGGCAACAGGACAACCAAGACCAUCCUAGAAGUUUGAAAAGAUGUCAUGAGUGGGAUGUGUUUGGAAAAAAUUUUACUCUCAGUGUGGAUUUUGUUCCUUUAAGUAAAUCAAACAAUGAAGAUGAUUUAGAUGGACUGAUUUUGGAACAUAAUUUAGAUUUGCUUAUCCCAGAGGCAGACUGUGAAAGAAGUGAGUCAGAUGACUUUAAUGUAUUUGAUAAAUUAUUUCUCAGUACCAAGCCUCAGGAAGCGGAUGGUUGGUUAAAAUACUAUCAGUGUGAUAAAUGUGAUAGUAUUAACUAUAAAAAGUCUCAGAUUGUCAUUUACCACAGAACUCGUCUAGGGGAGAAACUCUAUGAAUGUAGUGAAUGUAGGAAGCGCUUCAGCAAGAAAUCAAGCCUCAUUAAACAUCAGAGCAGACACAUAAGAGAAAUAGCUUAUGGCUGUGGUAAAUGUGGGAAAACCUUUCCCCAAAAGUCACAGUUCAUCACACACCACAGAACUCAUACUGGAGAGAAACCUUAUAAUUGUGGCCAGUGUGGGAAGGCCUUCUCUCAAAAGUCACAGCUCACAUCCCAUCAGAGGACUCACACAGGAGAGAAGCCCUAUGAGUGUGGUAAGUGUGGCAAAGCCUUUUCUCGGAAGUCACAUCUCAUAUCACAUUGGAGGACACACACUGGAGAGAAGCCCUAUGGAUGUAGUGAGUGUGGGAGGGCCUUCAGUGAAAAGUCAAAUCUCAUUAAUCAUCAGAGAAUUCAUACAGGAGAGAAACCAUUUGGAUGCAGGGAAUGUGGGAGAGCCUUUAGUAGGAAGUCACAGCUUGUGACGCAUCACAGGACUCACACAGGAACAAAGCCCUAUGGAUGUAGUGAUUGCAGAAAAGCCUUCUUUGAGAAGUCAGAACUCAUUAGACAUCAGACAGUUCACACUGGAGAGAAACCUUAUGAAUGCAGGGAAUGUGGGAAAGCUUUCAGAGAGAGGUCAAGCCUCAUCAAUCAUCAGAGAACCCACACAGGAGAGAAGCCUCACGGAUGCCUGCAGUGUGGGAAGGCCUUCUCCCAGAAGUCACACCUCAUAUCCCAUCAGAUGACACAUACAGGAGAGAAGCCCUUCGUAUGCAGUAAAUGUGCAAAGGCCUUCAGUAGAAAGUCCCAGCUUGUUAGACAUCAGAGAACUCACACAGGGGAAAAGCCCUAUGAGUGCAGUGAAUGUGGGAAAGCUUUCAGUGAAAAGUUAAGUCUCACUAAUCAUCAGAGAAUUCAUACAGGAGAAAAACCCUAUGUGUGCAGUGAAUGUGGGAAAGCCUUUUGUCAAAAGUCUCAUCUCAUAUCACAUCAAAGGACACACACAGGAGAGAAACCCUAUGAAUGCACUGAAUGUGGAAAAGCCUUUGGUGAGAAGUCAAGUCUUGCAACUCAUCAGAGGACUCACACAGGAGAAAAACCCUAUGGUUGCAGGAACUGUGACAAAACCUUCUCCCAGAAGUCACAGCUAAACACUCACCAGAGAAUUCACACUGGAGAGAAGCCCUAUGAGUGCAGUCUUUGUAGGAAAGCUUUCUUUGAGAAGUCAGAGCUAAUUAGACAUCAGAGAACUCAUACAGGAGAAAAACCGUAUGAAUGCAGUGAGUGUAGAAAAGCCUUCAGAGAGAAGUCAAGUCUCAUUAACCAUCGAAGAAUACACACAGGAGAGAAACCCUUCACAUGCAGGGAGUGUGGCAAAGCCUUCUCUCGGAAGUCACACCUCAUUCCACAUCAAAGGACACACACAGGUGAGAGGCCUUAUGGCUGCAGUGAGUGUAGGAAAGCCUUCUCUCAGAAGUCACAACUUGUGAACCAUCAGAGGAUUCACACAGGAGAGAAACCUUAUCAGUGCAGUGAGUGUGGAAAAGCCUUCUCCCAGAAGUCACAGCUCAUUAACCACCAGAGAACUCACACAGGACCAAAGUCUUAGGAAUGCAUAAGUGAGCCUAACAGAGAGGCACACCUCAUUUACUUCAGAAAAUAUCGGCCUGCUAUAAGCAUGUCAAAAGAUUUUGAAACGGUUCACCAGGGCUCUGAUGAAUGGAAGUCAAAUCAAGGGAUAUCUCAUCCCUUGAAGGAAGUUCCCUCUGGGCCCUUGUGGCAGCGAUUUUACCUUGCUCAUAUACUUGUAAUUCAAAGACACCUUACCCUCAACCUGGCCCGGUGUUACUUGAUUCAGGGCGUAGAACCUUCCCGACCCCUCAGAGUCCAACGUUGGACCCUUUCCUUUCCUUCUGCCGACGCAGACUCAGCUCAUCCGGGUCAGGGGGCUGUCCUGGAUCCCUCCCUGGCUGCCAGGAAAAGAGUUCGCUGGGCUCGUCUUUACCAGCGCUUCCGCAAGAACAAGCGGAGCGUACGGCAGUCUGCUGCUGUGUUCUCUGAGAACAUCCGGAACCCCGUAGAUCGGAGAUCUACGACCCUGGAAAGACGCCUUGGCCUGGUUGUUUGCAUCUCUGUGGUUUGGGAAGGCGAAAUUACGCGACUCCCGGCGGUGUUUUCAGGGCAGAGUCGAGGGUGCAGGCGGGGACUGGGUCUCCCUUCUCCCUUCGCUAGAAACCCGCGGGUGGCCGCCUUGUGCCUCCCUGCGCCAGCCAGCCGAGCGCGGAGCGAACGCGUCGCCCAGGCCCGCGCCAGAGGCCGGACAGCGGACAGGGCCUGCCGCGCCGGGCGGGAAGUGACGGCGUACCGGCGCAGGCACCAGGCCUGCGUGCUCCACAUCCUCUUUCCUGCCAUGGCCCAGGGAUCAGUGACAUACAGAGAUGUGGCCAUAGACUUCUCCCAAGAGGAGUGGAAGUGGCUCCAGCCUGCUCAGAGAGAUUUGUAUAGAUGUGUAAUGUUGGAGAACUAUGGCCAUCUGGUUUCAUUGGCAGGUCUUUCCAUUUCUAAACCAGAUGUCGUUUCCUUAUUGGAACAAGGCAAAGAGCCCUGGCUGGGGAAAGGAGAAAAGAACAGAGAUAUCUUUUCAGUGUUAGAAUCAAAUGGUGAGAUCAAAGACCUUUCUCCAGAAAGUAUCACUUAUGAAGAUAUUUCAUCCCAGUAUUUCAUAAUGGAAAGAAUUGUAAGCCAACACCGCAUAUGUUCCAGCUUAAAAAGAAACGGGCAAUUUGAGGAUGGUAGUGAGGUACUACCAAGAAGUCAAGGUUGUAUCAGGCAAGUGGUAUCAGGCAAGUCUCAACAAGAAGCUUUAACUCAGCAUAUGAGCAUGACUGCAGUAGAGAGGCCCUAUGGAUGCCAAGAAUGUGGAAAAAUGUUCAGUCGGCGCUUUUCCCUUGUAUUACACCAGAGAACUCAUACUGGAGAGAAGCCAUAUGUAUGUAAGGAAUGCAACAAAACCUUUAGCCAGAUUUCAAACCUUGUGAAACAUCAGAUGAUACAUACUGGUAAGAAACCUCAUGAGUGUAAAGACUGUAAUAAAACAUUCAGUUACCUUUCCUUUCUUAUUGAACACCAGAGAACACACACUGGGGAAAAACCUUAUGAAUGUACAGAGUGUGGAAAGGCCUUUAGCCGUGCCUCUAACCUCACCCGACAUCAGAGAAUUCACAUAGGAAAGAAACAGUAUAUCUGUAGGAAAUGUGGGAAAGCCUUCAGCGGUGGUGCAGAACUCAUUCGCCACCAGAUUACACAUACUGGGGAGAAACCUUAUGAAUGCAUUGAGUGUGGGAAAGCAUUUCGCCGUUCUUCACACCUUACUCGACAUCAGAGCAUCCAUACAACCAAAACCCCCUAUGAAUGUCAUGAGUGUAGGAAGGCUUUCCGUUGCCACUCAUUCCUUAUUAAACAUCAGAGAAUUCAUGCUGGAGAAAAGCUCUAUGAAUGUGAUGAAUGUGGGAAAGUGUUCGCUUGGCAUGCAUCCCUUAUUCAACACAUGAAAACUCAUACUGGAGAAAAACGCUACCCAUGUGCUGAAUGUGACAAAGCCUUCAAUAGAAGCUUUUCCCUCAUUCUACAUAAGAUAACUCACACUGGAGAAAAGCCCUAUGUAUGUUCAGUGUGCAACAAAUCUUUUAGCUGGAGCUCAAAUCUUGCUAAACAUCAGAGAACACAUACCCUAGAGAACCCCUAUGAAUAUGAAAAUUCAUUUAGUUACCACUCAUUUCUUAUUGAACACCAGUGAAUCAGUCUGAAAACCAAGAGUGUUUGGAUUAGUUAAAAUAGAAAAAAAAAAAAAAAAAAAAAAA